Molecule: messenger RNA, 1780 nt
Organism: Acanthaster planci (crown-of-thorns starfish)
Lineage: Eukaryota; Metazoa; Echinodermata; Asteroidea; Valvatida; Acanthasteridae
Product: alpha-galactosidase MYORG-like
Biological process (GO): carbohydrate metabolic process
Molecular function (GO): hydrolase activity, hydrolyzing O-glycosyl compounds
Source: RefSeq, a predicted model, not a curated record
CUUAAAUAUCCACAGUAUCCUUCGCCCUUCCCGCCUUGUUGAAGAGAACAGCAGUUAAACGCACAUUUCCGCGCUUGCACGUGGUAUGCAUUGAGAUCGGGUGGUUGACCUUCGAUCUAGUUUGAGUCAUCAUGUUGAUUCAGAUUACCGUACCACGGCCUCGGUGACCGAAGAACGCUGAGUUACACCGCAGCCCGGUAGUUCUACACGCCGUGCAUAAUUACAUGUCUUCAUAGCUUGCACCUCCUGACCCACUGGAGGUGAAGGUUCGUUACGGCGAAAUAUACGUUUCACACAGCGCAAUAUAGCACUGGACAGGGCUGUGUAGGACAUUGGCACACGUUCAUGUACAUGAGCAGUACAUGUAUAGAGAGAUUGUGUAGAGAGAGUUGCGGCGUAAGUGCCACCAUUGUUUGGAACAAACUGAAUGAGGAGUUUACAAGCACCCACAAUCCGGAUUGAGGCUGUGCUGUUACUGUGUGUGAUAGCUGCUGGUACCAUCUACGCUGAAAUUAGACUCAACGUGGAUAAGGGACACUCAAGCUCUACUGGCGACUUUUCCUCGCUCAACAAGCGCAUUCCGGUUGAUGUAGAUUUUGCCACCGGGAAGAUCUCCAUCCAAAAUGUCAGAGAAGACACAGUCUUGACUGGAGCCCUAGCUUCCAGCUCUCCUGGUAGUGUGAAAGGUCAGGAAUGCUUCGGGAGAGGGAACACAAUCUGCUAUCAUUGGAAAGGAAUUGCAGAAGUUCGAAUAGAUUUGGUUGUCACCAGUCAAGAAAACGACUCGCCAUUUUCAUGUGUGCAUGUAGGAUGGGAGUCGUUUGUUGCAGACAUCCCCCUACGAGACUGCUAUUCUCUGGAAGGGGCUCACUGGUAUGGAGCAGCCGAGAAGUAUGAACAGGUAUGGCCCAUAGAAAAAGCCAGUGAAUCAACCGCAAUGUUUGCAUCCACAGACAUUUACGAAAAUCUGAAAGGCUACGGAUCAGUUCUGGACAGGUACUGGUUGUCAUCCCGAGGGGUUGCUAUUCGAGUGAGCCACGAUGCUCCUUUGCAUGUCAGUCUGAAUGAAAACAGCGACGGUAUGUUGUGUUUCCAGAGCACGUAUGACAAUUCCUACUAUCCUAACGAAGAGAACAACUUGCAACUAUUGGAUUAUACGAUCUGUACACAUGACAACGUGCGCCUCGUUCACGACGCGAUUUGGCGCGAAAUGGGACCAGAUGGCGGAAAACCAGCAGGCUUACCAGACGAAAGAAUGUUCAGAUCUCCUAUUUGGUCAUCGUGGGCGAAGUACAAAAUCUUCAUAAAUGACACCGUCAUAAACGCUUAUGCAGAUGAGAUCUUAAGCAAUGGGUUUGGCAACAGCCAACUUGAAAUUGACGAUGGAUUUUCUAUGAAGCAUGGACAACUGGAUUUUGAUCCUGAGAAGUUUCCCGACAUGAAGGACACCGUACAGAAACUUCAUGACAAGGGGUUCCGCGUAACUCUCUGGGUGACCCCGUUUGCUAAUACUGACACCGACGCGUAUCAGGAAGGUAAAGAGAAAGGUUACUGGGUAACAAAAAGGGGGCAGGAUGAGGGCGUGGUCAAGUGGUGGAAUGGCUUGGCCGGGAUGCUCGAUGUCACCAACCCAGAAGCCGUGGAAUGGUUCGUUGGCAGACUAGAAAAACUUCAACAGGAAACCGGGAUCGAUUCCUACAAGUUUGAUGCUGGUGAAAUCAACUACCUUGUCGAGGACUUUGAAACAUACAUACCACUGGUGAACCCUUGCGAGUAUACA